This is a messenger RNA of Drosophila teissieri, 3112 nucleotides long. RefSeq names its product leucine-rich repeat-containing G-protein coupled receptor 4 (gene cDIP). NCBI's taxonomy places the organism in Eukaryota, Metazoa, Arthropoda, Insecta, Diptera, Drosophilidae. Gene Ontology annotation, molecular function: protein binding. The transcript has a single exon. The coding region runs from base 39 to 1697 and encodes 552 amino acids. The record is from RefSeq and is a predicted model, not a curated record.
UCAGUUUCAGGUCGAACGUGAAUCGUGGAGCACGCCAAAUGUACGUCCGGAAUUGUCUGCCGUUCCUCUGGAGCUGUUUGCUGAUCUCAUUGACGGCCACAACUAGUGCUGAGGAGGACGCGGAUGCAGAUGUGGAGAAUACAUCUAGAAUCGUGCUGGUUUCCAGUUUGGAAGGUCAUUGUCAAACGGAGGGCAAGGUAACCAGCUGCAGGGGUUUCGAGUUUGCGGGAGAGGACGAGAAGGCCACCUUUGAUCUGCCAACGGAGGUGCGGAUUGCUGAGGAUGGCACCACCUACGAAGUCGGCGAUGAGGAGCAAUCGCGAACCCUGAUCUUCGAGAACUGCACCUUCACAAACUUUCCCCUGCGAUUAUUUUACACUCUGGAGGUCAGUGAGCUGGACAUGCGAGGCUGUGGCAUCCGCUUCAUUUACUGGGAGAACUUUUCCAUUGGUGCGGAUAAGCUAGUGAUCCUUCUGCUGAGCGAUAAUCAGAUCGAAGUGCUGCCCACGAAAACCUUCAGGGGAGCCGGAAACUUGGAGUUUCUCUUCCUGAAUCGCAACAAACUGGGCAAACUGCAAGCGGGUGCGUUUGAUAAUCUCGCGAACUUGCAGUAUCUGGAUCUCACUGAGAAUAGCCUGGAGGAUUUACCCGAGGGUGUAUUUGCCCAACUGAAGAGUCUGCGGCACGUGGGCCUGGCCGAUAACCAACUGACCACCAUUGAAAGCGAUUUAUUUGCCCAAAAUCCGGGCCUUUUGUCGGUCGCAAUGCAGAACAACCGACUGCGGGAGGUGGGCGAGUACGCCUUUCGAUCCCGGGGACCACAUCACCAGAUGCAGUACGUGGAUCUAUCGCAUAACCCCGAGCUGGCUGUGCUUCUACUGAACAUUAAUGCCACCAAUCUGACCGUUCGCAAUUGCUCUCUGGACCGUGUCAAUUUGUACGGAUCGGUGACGAAUGUCGAUCUGAGCGACAAUCGCGUGCGAGAGCUAUACUUUCCCGCCUCGGAGGCCCUGGAGCACUUGGUGCUGCGCAACAACUCGCUGAUUCAGCUGGCGUCGUUGAGCCGGGUGCCCAAACUCCGGCACCUGGAUGUGUCGGACAAUCCGAGACUGGGGCCGUUGCCCGAGGGCUGGCGGACGCCACAUCUGGAGAUGCUGGUGCUGCGGAACACGGGCCAGGUGGAGCUGCCGCUGGAAGCUUUGCAGGGUAUGCAAAAUCUGCAAAAACUGGACAUUUCCGGUAAUAAUCUGACGGAAAUCGAUCCCUCCGCGUUCCCUACACUCACGCAACUAACUCACUUCUACAUUCAUGGCAAUAAUUGGAACUGCUUCAGCCUGAGAAACAUUAUGGAUGUUCUCAUCCGUGCCAAUGGCAUUGCCUACACAGUGGACAACUACGAUCCGGAUUUCCCGGGGGAAUACUUUCACGGAAUAGCCUGCAUGUAUCGCUUGCCCGAAAAGGAGGGUGUGGAUUUUUCCUCCUCGGAAAUGUCUGCCAGUGUGGAGUCCUCCCCAAUAACAAGUAAUUCUGAUUCAAGCGAGGUGGACAAACUGCGUGAGGAACUCAAAGCGAUGGUGCAGCACUUUGAGUCCAAGUUUGAUUUGAUGUUCAGUAAACUCUCGCAAUUGAAUGAUCAGAUUCAGGCUCUUGAAGUGUUCAACAAAACUGUUUGGAGUCAGGUGACCUUGUCCGUCUAAAGCUCUCCACAUUUUUGCUUCAAAAAGAUGUAAUAUAUUGCCUAUUUUAUGUGAUCGCAUUUUAAAAGCUUUACAAUUAUAUACACAUAUAAAAGAAGAAUUUUCUAAAGCUUCUCAGCAUUAAACAUACAAUUUUCCAGUCUAAUAAAAAAAUCAUUUUUACUCGUCCUUCAAAAGUACUUAUCAGGUAGGAGGAAACAGUCAGUCUGUCCGUCCGUAUGAACGUCGAGAUCUCAGGAACUAAAACUUGAAAGUUGAACUAGACAUGCAGAUUCCAGAGACAACAACGAACCGCAAGUUUGUUUCCCGAUAUUGCCACGCCCACUACUCCCACAAGCUGAGUAACGAGUAUCUGAUAGUCGAGGAUCUUGACUUUAGUUCCCAAGUCUCCAAACCAAUUUCUGCUGUCCAUACUCCAUUUCCCUGCUGAUGUUGCCUUUCCAGCCCCCAAAAUCAAUGCAAUUUGCAACAUGACCACAUCCAAAUAUUUGUUGGUCGCUGUGUCGUAUACGUAGAAUAAUAUUUAAACAAAAAUAUUGUUUUUCAAGCAAAGCAAUGGCGGUGCUUUGUGUUCCCUUGCUGAAAGAUAUUGAAAGAGGUUCGUUCAACUCGGGCUGGCAAACAAAAAAGAUAAACAAGGGGAAAACUGGAGGCCAAAGAGAAGCUUGAGGAGCUCGAGGAACUUGAGCAAUUGGACAAAGUCAAGUCAAUUACAGAACCAAUAUUUUCGGAAACUAAACAACAAUAUUGAAUUCGAUAGAAUAGCUUUAAAGUUCAGAUAUAAAUUGCCAUCUGCUCAUGCCAGCAGUUUUGAUUAUUUACGCUAUUUUCCUACGAUUCGCUUGCUCACACAUUUAUUGGUAACUAAUUGCUUAGAUAAACAAACAGUUUCGGUUUCAGUGCAGCCACUUCGAAAGGAAGGGCAGUAAAAACCCAUCCAAUCCCACGGAACUCGACGAUCCGAUCACUGGCCAAUCUGCUGAUCCGGAGUAUCGUGUGCAUGUGAUUAGGAAUAAUCUAGAGAUAUAUAUAUCCAUUCGUACACGAAUAUAUCCAUUCGUACACGAAUUUCGAAUACGGUUUGUGUAUAUUGGCAGUGCAAUUUUGGUUUAGAGGUAAUUGGCACGCAAAUCGUGCCAGCUGUAAGUGCGAACAUUCAGUAUUACCAUAGAGUGCGAAUAUCUGUGAGUUAUAUUAGGUGUAUCCGCUGAUCAAAGUUCGAACUUAGCUGAUUGAAAACUUCAGUAGCUAUCUCCCCCAAUUUCUGGGAAUUCAGUUAAAGUGUGUUUGCUUAACUAGUGAUAAUAAGAAAGGCACUUAUGAUUUUAUAACUAUAACUUAAAUCAGUCUCAACGACAUCCAACAAAACUUGAGUUUCUCGAAGAAUGUCCCAAUCGUGUUUUUACCACCAAAAA